Xiphias gladius (swordfish) is the source of this 766-nucleotide messenger RNA. RefSeq names its product glyoxalase domain containing 5 (gene glod5). The record is from RefSeq and is a predicted model, not a curated record. NCBI's taxonomy places the organism in Eukaryota, Metazoa, Chordata, Actinopteri, Istiophoriformes, Xiphiidae. The transcript is spliced from 4 exons. Bases 259 to 717 code for a protein of 152 amino acids.
UGCUGAUUUGAGGAACCGCCAACGUUACACCUGUUCUCACUACCUUUCCCCCGGCGUCUAAGUUUGUCGGGACUGACACGGCUCAGACCCUCCUUUCUAGCUAACGAGCUAAAUCACUGCCUUGAGCGACAGAAUCGCGAGAUUGCUGAUUUUUCUCAAUCUACAAUUGUGGACUGAAGGCAUCUGUUUGCUACAGCGCUGCAAGGAUUCAUCAAUAUCUAGCUAGUCGGCGUAAGCACACUGACCUUUCAGGUGCUUAUGAUCGUCUCCAUUCCAUCACUUGGAGUUGUCAAAUUCAAAAGGACCUGCCCAGUGGAAGUGAGCCACCUGGACCAUUUGGUUCUCACGGUGAAAAGUGUACCAGACACCGUCACCUUUUACACCUCAGUCCUUGGCAUGGAGCUCAUCACUUUUAAGGGAAACCGUAAGGCUCUGGGUUUCGGGCAGCAGAAGUUUAACCUUCACCAGCUGGGUCAGGAGUUUGAGCCAAAAGCCAAGCAUCCGACCUCAGGGUCUGCAGACCUUUGCCUUAUCACCAAAACCCCUCUGGCGACAGUAGCUGCACAUCUGAAGGUUUGUGGUGUCAAUAUAGAGGAGGGGCCAGUGGAGAGGAGUGGGGCUGUGGGGACCAUCACCUCUUUGUACUUCAGAGAUCCAGACAACAAUCUCAUUGAAGUGUCAAAUUAUAACCAACCACCAUCAGAGGGAUCUCCUUGAGACCUCUUUGGCCUUAUUUCUGGACACAUUAAAAUUCAUUCAAACUCUG